Kogia breviceps (pygmy sperm whale) is the source of this 2023-nucleotide messenger RNA. NCBI's taxonomy places the organism in Eukaryota, Metazoa, Chordata, Mammalia, Artiodactyla, Physeteridae. The record is from RefSeq and is a predicted model, not a curated record.
GGGCCUGGACGGGGCGGGGGUGGAGUCAGCUCCUGGGCCCGCCUCCGCCAGCUCCCGAGAGCAGCCUAGUGCUGGGCAACCGGGCUAUUCUAGGGGCUUCAGGUGAGCAAGGGGAACAGAGGGGUCAGGAGACCUCCCUCAAGGUGGGGCCGUCGGUCUGACCGCGGGUCCAUCUGUCCUGCCGUCUCCCAACAGCCGCCUCCGCGGAGAAUGGGAGAACAAAGGGAGGGGGCGGUUCUGGGGCCCCUGAGGGAAUCCAGGGUCCCAGGGCCCCCGCCUUGCCAGCUGACACUUUCGGUUUCUCCCCGAGUCAGACGCGCCGCCCUAGAGACCCUGGGCCGGCGCUGGGCGCAGCUGCCGCUCUGCGUUUGCCUGUCCAUCUUUGUGUCUGUCUUUGUGUCUGUCUGGCUGUCUCCGAGCUUGCCUCCACUUCUAGAACUAAGCCUCCGGGACACCGACAUCCCGCGAACCCUCGCCCCUCUCCCAUGGCAGGCUACUUGCCCCCCAAAGGCUAUGCCCCUUCGCCCCCACCUCCCUACCCUGUGACCGCUGGGUACCCGGAGCCGACGCUGCAUCCUGGGCCCGGGCCGGGGCAGGCACCAAUGCCCGCCCACGUGCCUACCCCUGCGCCCGGCUUUGCUCUCUUCCCCUCGCCCGGCCCUGGGGCCCCGGGACCAGCUGCCCCCUUUUUGCCACUGCCAGGGGUGCCUUUUGGCCUCGAAUUCCUGGCGCAGAUUGAUCAGAUCUUGAUUCACCAGAAGGCUGAGCGGGUGGAAACGCUCCUGGGCUGGGAGACCUGUAACCGCUACGAACUGCGUUCGGGAGCCGGACAGCCCCUGGGCCAGGCGGCGGAGGAGAGCAACUGCUGUGCCCGGCUAUGCUGUGGCGCCCGCCGGCCCCUGCGUGUACGCCUGGUGGACCCCGGGGACAGAGAGGUGCUGCGCCUGCUCCGCCCCCUCCACUGUGGCUGCAGCUGCUGUCCCUGUGGCCUCCAGGAGAUGGAAGUACAGGCUCCACCAGGCACCACCAUUGGCCACGUUCUACAGACCUGGCAUCCCUUCCUCCCCAAGUUCUCCAUCCAAGACGCUGACCGCCAGACCGUCCUGCGAGUGGUGGGGCCCUGCUGGACCUGUGGCUGUGGCACAGACACCAACUUUGAGGUGAAGAUUCCAGAUGAAUCCCGCAGCGUGGGCCGCAUCAGCAAGCAGUGGGGUGGGCUGCUCCGAGAAGCCCUCACCGAUGCAGAUGACUUCGGCCUGCAGUUCCCACUGGACCUGGACGUGAGGGUGAAGGCUGUGCUGCUGGGAGCCACGUUUCUCAUUGACUACAUGUUCUUCGAGAAGCGAGGAGGCGCUGGGCCCUCUGCCAUCACCAGUUAGAGGCCACCUCGGGGUGAGGAGACCAUCAUCUCAACCAGAACUCAAGAUGGUCACCCGCCCUGGCCCCUCCUCAGAGGCAGCCCCUUUGCCUCCAUGGGCGCUGCAGGGGAGAGACAGGGCUGCCUGAGGCUGGAGGCUUGGUGCCUCAGGCCUCCCCUACUCCCCUGGCCUGCUUCACCUGUAGCCCCUACGGAAGGGUAUGUAUGAGCGCCCUUCCCCUGCUACUUCCCUCUUCUGCCUCCAGCACACCCUCAGCACGCGGGCAUAUCGGCUUUCCAACUUUCCCUGCUGACUUCCUCCCAAUCCCCUCCAGGGCCUCUGCUCCAGAUGAGGCCUUGGAAUGCAGGGUUUUAUGACCGGGCUGGGGUGGGGAAGGUCAAGCAGCACCAAAGACGGCAGACCCCGGUCACCCUCUCUCCGCAUCAGCUCGGCCAAUUAGUUCAGCCUCAGACGACGGCGCUCUGAGGGGGAUCCCUCCCUCCCUCCCACCCCCGAUAGCUAUAGGGCCAGAGCCCCAAUGCCGACUUCCUCUCCUCAGCUGGUGCUUGCUGCAACUUCCUGUGCCUUACCACCCCUUCCUGCCCCUUCCUUAGGAAGGAGGCUGCAUCUUUGUACGUUAUAUUCAUAUAAACUUUGUAACGUUU